AUGACAAGCAUAAAUAAUUGCAACCACACUAGAUGGCUAAGAUUGUGGAGGAAAGGGAAGCAUAUUAUGCUUGAAGCUUCGGAUAGACCUCGGCGGCUCCUUAAGGAUUUUCGAAAUGUGGACGAGCCAGCUGGCGUUGUUGUUUUACUCGGCAACCAGACCAAAUCUAUCGCCAACUUCAAGCCAGGAAACAGUCAAUUGGAUCGAAAAAAGUCUAAUGGUGAAUAUCAUUUAUAUGCGUCAUAUCUCCAUGAUGCAAGGCCUAUGAUAAUUUGCGAUGGCGAUAUGCCAGGUCAUAAUAGGCUCCCCAGGUCGUGCAAACUUCAAUCUUGCCAUCAGGUGGAAGAUAGAAUAUUUAUGGAAGAAACAGACUCUGCGAAAACAGUCGAAGCAUCCGAUAAUAUAUACCAUAGACUGAUAUCACCAUUUUCUGAUGUAAUUUGUAUCUUCGUGGAAGACGUUGGAGGUAUCGACAGCACCCUCCGACGUCUAAAUGCGUGGUCUCGCUGCAGCCAGCUGUCUUCAACGCUUUUUGUUAGACCUGCAUUGAUCCUUGUUACGUCAAGGGGCCAAAAGACGCAGAUUGAAAAUGCAGUCAAUGCCGCUUCACUAAAUGACUACUUCCAACGGAUCCGUAUCGUGACCGUUUGCCGUCGCACCCGUAAGCUGAGAUCCAGGAAUGUGAAAAUGAAGCCAAAACAGUGCCUAGCUCUUCGCAGGGAGAUACUUCGAUCAUUAGAUAUCAUCCAGCAAAGCCGCCUUAUGGCAGGUAUGCUCUUUUGUGUUCGACACACUGUGGAAUUUCUCUAUACCGCGUCAGAAAUUGUUACCAGGUCUUCCUGCGAGCCAUUUGACUACAUCAAUAGAUCAAGGGAUAAUAACCCCAUUGCUACAGACUUUGUAAAACACUUGACGACCUUUCUCUGUUAUUUUGAUGAUGAGAAUAUGAAACAGCUCGCACUUCCUCAUAUCGCCUCAAGCAUUAUACUGGAUCAAUAUCCCCCAGGGAUGCAUCACUUUAAACCCUUGGAUGUUUUUAACACCCUAUAUCGCGAAGGUUGUGCACAAGCAAGCGAAAAUCUGAAAAUAUACCGGCAGGAGUCGGGUCGCCCAGUGCCAAAUUUAGAUAUUUCGUCACUAAUCAAGGCAGAAAUGCAUAGCAAGUUUUCUAAAUUUGAAGAACUUGGAUCUUCAAAAGAGCUACAUCUGUAUAACCUAGCUCAAUUCUAUGAAAAUGGUAUAUUUCCUUCUUGUGGAGAGUCUUGCUUUAGCUGCCUACAGCGCAAACCUAUGUAUAGCCUCCCAUGUGGGCAUUGGGUAUGCCAGAUAUGCGUCAAGAUCUUUUACUCUCCAAAUACAGGAGAUCCUUGGCUAUUCUACGUUAACAAGUGUAUACUCUGUGGAGUAGACACUGCAGGACUGCGUAUCCGAGUUAAGCCAGACACAGCGACAACCCGCGUUCUUAGCAUAGAUGGCGGGGGGGCUAGAGGUUGUAUUCCUUUGGAAUUUCUCCAAGCUUUGCAGACUUCCAUUGGGUUACCAUACCCCGUGCAGAGAAAUUUUGAUGUUGUAUACGGCACGAGUUCUGGUGCAAUGUCUACUUGCGCACUCUAUUUUAAUGGAUGGCCCAUUGAGAAAUGCAUUAAGUAUUUCGAGCAAUCUUCAAGGGAGGCAUUUAAGAAGCGUCGAUUGUCCCAAGUUUUAAUCCAUCUAUUUGGUUACAUCCCCAUUUUAUCUCCAACCUUUCGGUUUAUAGUCUCGCUGUUGGUCGAUAGUAAAUACUCCGCUCAAAAUCUCGAAAUAAUCCAACAAGAGGUGUAUGGCACAAAUUGUAGCAUUGUAAAUUCCAGGGAAGCUAGUGAAAUGGGCAUAAGUAUGGGCGUAACGCUCACAAGCACAGACGAUACGAGUACAUUUAUUGUUACAAAUUAUGGUGUAGCUGGUGAAAACCGCGAAAAAAGUGGUUAUUAUUUCACGCCGCAUCAUUUAGACGGCAUAGGAACAUUCCAAGACGGCGGCCUUACUUUCAACAACCCUGUGUCUAUCGCCCUCAAAGAAGCAGCGGCUCUAUUUCCAGCUACCCCUGAGCCGAGCAUAGUAGCAUCGUUUGGAACAGGCUCAAAUCGGACCAGCUAUCGCGGUCCAUUGACGUGGUGUAAAGGGUUAUACCUAGCUCGACUUGCUCGUGCUGUUCGGAAGCAUUUAGACUCUGACAACGCCUGGGCACAGCUUAUGAGUAAUCGAAAACCGGGUGAUCGCGGCGAGUUCUUCCGUUUUGAUGUUGAGUUUCAGUCUCAACUACCCGCCCUGGACGAUGUCAACAGUAUGGUUAAGGCCGCAAGAAUUGCGCGCAAAGUCGCGCGUAGCUCAGCUGCUAUGAAACAACUUGGGAAAUGUCACCGAGCAGAGCUAUUCUUUUUCGAGCUAGAUUCAUCUCGCCCACCCCAUUUUGUAAGUGGUGUUUACGAGUGCGUAGGCUAUAUACUUUGUCGGCUGCGAGCCGGAACUGCAGAGUUUGAAACUUUUAUGCGUCAAUUGCAUGAUCAUUCUGCUUCAUUUCGAUUUCGAUUUCAAGAGGGAAUGCUGCCUAGGGCCAUCCAAGGUUUAAGUGAAACAGACCCUACUGGUAAUUUUCGUCAAGAGAUAGUAUUUUCUUUGCCGACCAAACAGCAUCAUUUUGAAAUAUCCCUGGAAGAAGGGAGCCCGGCCUCUAUCUGCCACAUCAGUGGCUCUCCUUUCUCUUUAGAUUCAUUAAUCAAACAACAAAAUAUGGACGCUAAGUUUGGCACCAAAGACCAUCAGCAACCAGUGACCAUCAAAAAUUAG
Messenger RNA from Trichoderma asperellum CBS 433.97, 2826 nucleotides. The record is from RefSeq and is a predicted model, not a curated record. Lineage: Eukaryota; Fungi; Ascomycota; Sordariomycetes; Hypocreales; Hypocreaceae.